Molecule: messenger RNA, 2547 nt
Organism: Spodoptera litura
Lineage: Eukaryota; Metazoa; Arthropoda; Insecta; Lepidoptera; Noctuidae
Source: RefSeq, a predicted model, not a curated record
GGGGUCGUAGAUCUCGCGAGUGAGUCGGACAGCGGUGCUAGUGCAAGCACAGUGCGCAGGGGGCAGCCGGCCGCAGCGCUGAGUGCGGACGCGGACGAGCGGAGCGAACGACGCUCAAUAAUGCUCAAAUUCCUGACUCACAAGCUGCGAACGCAUUCGUUGAAUGAGGAGAGUGUUUCCGAGAAGGUGGAGGAGCGGGACUCCGGCACCGAGUCGGACGACGAGGCCGAGCGCGCCGAGCCCGGUGAUUUCUGCACUGACGUCAUCAUGAAGUGGAACGACGUCACGGAUAUCAGUAUGGGUGGCGAGGCGUGCGCGUGCGCCCCGACGCCGCCGCGACUGCUGCCGGAGCCCGAGCCCGACCACCUGUACGACCACCACUCCUCAGAAGAGGAACUAGAGGUAUUCCACCAUCAGCUACUACUCCGCAUGUUCCAUUGUCACACCGUGUCUAUGUUCUGUAACCUUGUCACUACUGUAUUUUGCUUUGAAAUUUACUUAGAAUCAUACUCGGAAUUAAUCUCAAUUUCGACCUUCUGCCGCACCAGACGAGAUCAUCGAGGACCUUGCAAACACGACACGCGCCACACACGCUCGCCGCGCCGCCGGCGCCUGCCGCUGCCGCCGCCGCGCCGCCAUCGGCCCGCGCUCGAUUUCGACAAAAUGCAGCAGCUGAAGGUGGGCGGCGGCGUGCGGUCGUGGCGCGCGGUGGGCGGCGCGCACGGCGGGGAGCUGUCCGUGUUCUGCUGGUGAGGGGCCGCUUGUCGGUGCGGUGUCGCUGGCAGGUGCGGGCGCGACGGACUGGCGUGCGGGGGGUCGGGCCCCGCGGCCGUGCCGGGUCCCGCAGGCGCCCCGGCCGGCCCGGGCCCCGCCGGCCCCGCGAGGUCCCCGCCGGCCCCGGCGGCCCGUAGCCCCGCAGUGUCGAGCCACGUGCGCCCCGCGCCCCACUUGUACGUGUUAGUGAGAUGUCUGUAUCAGUCCCCGUUAGCGCAAUAAGAAGUGAACAAGUCCCGUACUCCAGUGCCGCCCCGAGUGGUGCCGCGGGGCGCAGGGCGCGGUGGCCAGUAGAUAGUCCGGCCUGACCUCUCACAGCAUGUGUUGCACCACCUGAAGCCUGAAGCUCGCCCGAGCCGCCGAGCCACUGGGUCAGUCAGUCGGUCGAUCAGUCAGUCAAUCAGUCAGUCAGUAGACACGUGGCUGGGCGGCCUGCGACAUCCAGUUCCUUUGUAAAUUGCACUCUAAUAAUGAUCAAAGUACAAACUUACGAUACUAGGAGGUGUCCGCAGACUGGCACCUCAGCCGGCGAUGCCCGCCGACACUGUUUUUCGAAGAAUUUACUCGUUUUGAAUACUGUGUUUUAUCCAUCAGUUUGAUACUUGACUAGAUUGUCAGAACGCGGGAUUUUUAAUGAAUAUUUAGUUAAUGAUGUCAACGAAACUACAAGUUUAUACGAGGCCAUCGCUAGGGUAACGCUGUGCCCAAAUUACUUUAAUUUGUCUAUUGUGAUAAAAUGGUAUUGUAAUGAUAUUUCAAUGGACUGAUCCGAGCGGCCGCGCCGUCCAGCCCGCGGCGGGCCGCUACUAGAGGUACGUUGUACGUAGUCGUGGGACUUGGCCUCGAGUUUUUGAUCUCGAAUUGCGAGUGAGUCGCGCCCCCCGGCCGGCCGCGCGCGGUUCCUUAGAGUACGUUCGUUAUAUUUUACCAGUUUAAUGUCAAUUGCUAUGAGGACGGCUGCCCGCUGGCGCAGCUCGUCGUUCGUACAAGUUAUGUCGGUUGUACUCUAGUUGUAUACUUAUGUUAGUAGUUUUUAGCGGGGCUAAAACAUUCUGUUAUUUGUAUUGUGUUGUAAAACGAAAACGAAAAAAAAUGAAACAUAAUAAAGUUAAUGUGGUGCGAGUGGAGUCAGUGAAUUUAACGAUAAAGACAUUUAACAAAUUUUCAAAUUAAUAUGAUAAAAAGUACUAAGACUUUUUUUAAAAAUCGCUUGGAUAAAGAUAUUGUAUGUACAUAGAGUUAAGUGACGUAGUAUAAGUGCAGACUUAGAUGUAGUAGGUAUAACAAAUUGUAUGGCGGCGGCGCGCCGCGCCCGCUCUAUUGUUAACGACGUUUCUUUUAUAAUUGUGUUAUUUUUUAUUUCUGCUAUAGUUUCGUUACUGACACUUUGUUUGUUAUCGAGCCAUCAGCUGCGGCCCGCGGGUCCGCCAGUGCUGCCAGUCGUACUGUCUGCGCCGGCCGACAGUCGGGCCCUGAGCCCCGCCGCGAGCCCGCUCUGCCGGGCUGGUGCCAUAAGAGUAAUAUAAUGUGAAUAAAGGACAUUUUUGUAUGGGUUUUCUAGGGGAUAAUAGCUUAUAACUAGUCCGGUAGAGCGGGCAACAGUGGAGUGGUUCAGGCGCCGCCGCCGAUAGAUCGCGCGCCGUACUGGACGCACUGGCCGGACCUCGCGGCCAUCUUGUUUGCAACAAUCAGUGGUGAUAUUUUACAAAAUAAUUUAUAUUAUGUUUUUAUAUAUUAACAAGCGUAAUAAAGAGUGAGCAAAAGCACAUCUUA